AUGCGCCCUAUCUGUACAGUUGUGGAUGGUUUACCAUCUGAAGGCACCUUAAGCUCGUUUCCUGGCCCUGUUUCUGUCUUUGAAAUGUCGAUGCUUCGUGCUUUAGACCCAGUCCAGACCUGGCUGGGACAGGAGCUGGAGAAAUGUGGUAUUGAUGCCAUGAUUUACACAAGAUAUGUUUUAAGUCUUCUGCUGCAUGACAGCUAUGACUACGACCUUCAGGAACAGGAAAAUGACAUCUUUUUGGGCUGGGAAAAGGGAGCUUGCAAGAAGUGGGGAAAAGGCAAGAAAAAGAGUUCAGAUCUCUCCAUGGAAGAAAUGAAGAAACAGGCUGCAGUUCAGUGCCUACUUUCAGCUUCUGAUGAAAGUUCUGGAAUUGAAACCUUAGUUGAAGAGCUUUGCUCCAAACUGAAAGAUCUCCAGAGUAGCCAAGAUGAGAAGACUAGCAAGACUGUAGAUGGAUUGCUGUCACCAGAAGCUACAUCAUCUCUAGCAAGAAAGGAUCAGGCUGAAAUGUAUUAUGAAGCUUUUCCACCUCUGUCAGAAAAGCCAGUUUGCCUCCAAGAAAUAAUGACCGUGUGGAACAAAUCAAAAAUCUGCUCUUAUUCUAGCUCCUCCUCAUCUUCUACUGCCCCACAAACAAGCACCGAAACUCCAUCACCAAAGAAUUGCAACAGUGAGAAUGAAACCAUAGUGACCAACAAGAAUGGAGCUUCUAACACUGUACAGGCAAAAAACCAUCAAAGAAAAGGCAAGAACGAGAAAGAGAAUAAGUUUAGUAACCUAGCAACAGAUGCUAAAUCUGGUAUAUCAAAAAGUGUAAGGCGCAAGUCAAAUGGAAAAAUCCGCCCUCGAUCUUGGUCAUCUGGAUCGAGCGAAGCAGGCUCAAGCUCAAGUGGUAAUCGGGGAGAAACAAAAACACGUUUUGUCAAAGUAAGGCAAAAAAUUAGGGAUGUCCGGAACAAGAAGGGGAAAACCAGCCCCAAAACUCUGUCCAAACAUGUUGAGAGAAAAAAUGUUGCAGCUAGCAGCGGUAGUAGUGCAGGGUCUGUGAAAGCACUCUGCAAGAGAGUAAAACGUCAGAUAAAAGAAUAUGCAUGGAAAGACUUGGGCAAUGAAGGAAAGGUCUUUGAAGAGAGAAAAAAAGACACAGAAUUCAGAGAGGAGCCUUUGUGGUAUACUGAACCCAUGACAGAAUACUUGAUUCCUUUGAAUGGUAAAAGUAAAUUAGAAACUGCAUACAGAAGACAUCAGAAUUGGCAUAACGCAUCAGAAGAGAUGGAAGAGUUGUCAGAGAUUGUAAAAGAUCUUCAUUUAAAUAACCACAAAAUUCAUGAAACAUACCUCGGAGCAGGUACCUUUAUUGAGGGUCACUUUGUAGAAAUGCCUGCAGUCAUAACAGGGGCUAGUGAUUCCACAGGGACCUCUAACUGUUCUCUUCCAGAGGACAACUAUUUGGAUGACGUUCAUCCUGUAGAAUAUACACACUUCUAUGAAGUGGAUAUUGAUAAAUCCAUGUUGGAUCCUGGUGCCUCAGAUAAGGUGAAAGGAGAAAGUCGAAUCUUGAAUAUGAUUCGACAAAAGAGCAAACUGCAAAGUGAUUUUGAGGCUGAAUCUUGCAAAGUGUUAGAUGAGGAUUUGCAAGGGGGGAGUGCAAUAUGGACAGAAUCAACCAGUUCUAUUGGUGCUGAAGAUUUGUUCUUGCAAGACCACAGUAAAUUAGCUCAAUUUUGGGAGUCCUAUUCACCCUCAAGCUCAGUAGACGCAGAUGGGGAGAGUUUGGGAGGUGACUCCCCCAGUAUCUUUUCCCCUUUUUUAGACAGCACAAUGCUUAGUGCUCACAUGCAUGCAGGCAAUCAAGAUUUAUUUUUGGAUGGAACCGGCUCUUAUUUUUCAGUGUUUGAAGUACAAUGCAGUAACUCUGUACUUUCGCUGCCCAGGGAGCAGAUGUUAAAAGAGAGAGGCAAAUCAGAGUCUUGUUCCAGCAUGAAUAGGUUUGGAAAAACUCAGUCGCGAUUACUUAUAUGGACCAAAAACAGUGCCUUUGAUGAAAAUGAACAGUGUUCAAACCUUUCAACUAGAACAUGCAGUCCAUGGUCACAUUCAGAUGGAACACGAUCGGAUACAGAGGCUCUGAACAGUCGUUUAGAAGAUUACAGUCAGUUGAAUGCAGAAGACUCCGAUUACAUAAUUCCUAGAGUUACCGUAACCUUUCAACAGGAUAAUCCAUUUAUGCAGAACAGGACUUUGACUGAAGAAUCAGGGCUGGUUUUGGGGAAAAAAUCAAAGCUGGAGUCACUUUGCGGCAUUCAGCUUGAACAGGAAAAUGAGGAGAUAUGUGACACUAUAGAGGCUGAGAGCAAAAACGGCCAUCAUACACAUGGAUACAGCUCAGGGGUCAUCAAAGACAUUUGGACAAACAUCGGACACCAUUCUGAAAGAGCGGAAGACCAGCUCUUCCCACUAGAUGUAAAUGUUUUUAGUUGUCAUGAAGCUAAUGCUACAUGCGAUCCUUUUCAGGAGCCCAGUAAGGCUGUUCAGAGGUCCGAGUACCAUCUUUGGGAAGGUCAAAAAGAUCUUGCAGAAAAGCGAACCUUUCUCUCGAGUAAUUCAUCAAAAGUUGAUGCUGGCGAUUACACAACUCCAUCCAAACCCUGGGAUAUUAACCAUGUGAAAGAAAACUCCUUCAUUCUUGGAGGUGUUUAUGGUGAGUUCAAAAACAUCAGUGGUGAGGAUGAGUGGGCACUGGCACCACAGAGUCCUGAAAAAACAAGCCUACUGGAAUGUGCUGCCUCUGACGUUGUUACAAUAGCAGGAACAGAUGUGUUUAUGACUCCAGGAAACAGUUUUGCUCCUGGCCAUAGGCAGUUGUGGAGACCAUUUGUUUCAUUUGAAGAUGAGCAUAGUGAAGAUAGAAGCUCAAACAAAGGUUUUUCUUUCAUUUUGCAUGAAAAUUUGCUUGGAGCCUGUGAUAAUUUCCAGGUUGAGCAACCAGGAAUGGGCUACUCUUUCUCUUCUUAUGAGUUGAACAAUAGAUUUUCACAGGUUCUUCAUGUUGAAUGUUCAUUUGAACCUGGAAGCAUCAUUAACAGUAGUCCUAGUCACAAACCAAAAGUCUUGUGUUCAGACUCAGAAGGCGAGGCAAAUCAACCAAGGAUUUGUGGAGUGGAUAGAACACAAUAUAGAUCGAUAAGAAUCUCCCCACGUACUCACUUCCGCCCAAUAUCUGCAUCUGAACUUUCUCCAGGAGUAGGAAGCGAAUCUGAUUUUGAAUCUGAGAAAGAUGAGGCAGCUGCGCCUACUCUUUCUGAGGGAGAAGUGUUGGAGGAUCCACAGGAUGAUCUUAAACCGCUUGAAGAAGAUGCUGAAAACGAAGGUCAUUUUUAUGGAAAGUCUGAGCUUGAAUCGGGGAAGUUUCUGCCUAGAUUGCAGAAGUCUGGCAUGGAGAAAAGUGCACAGACUUCUUUAGACGGUCAAGAAGAAUCCUUUGGAGUUUUGCCAUUAGAGAAACAUGACAAUUUAGACUUUAGAGUUAUAGAGUCGUUUGAAAGUGACGUGAUGGAGAACUCAAAAACAAAUUGCAAAAUGGAGUUGGAAAAAGAAGUGAAUGGAAUAGGAGACCUGAAAUCGGGAUGCGACUCUACAGCUUGUGUAGAGAUGGGAGAGGUAUGUAGAAGAUUGUUUUCUUGA
Messenger RNA from Staurois parvus, 3690 nucleotides. The record is from the annotation of a GenBank genome assembly. Lineage: Eukaryota; Metazoa; Chordata; Amphibia; Anura; Ranidae.